GUCCUGGCCCAGAGAUUACCACGGACGGCUCUCACCAACACUCUGAACAAAGGUGGAGACUUUAUUAAGAGUCCCUAAAGGCGCGGCCCCGGAGGCCUAUGGGAAACGUAGUACCCAAGUUCGAUGGACCACCCCUCAGAGGACCCUGGGAACGGCGCGCGGCCCUUGCGUCUGCGCAUGUGCAGUGUUGCAAGCGCGCCGGAGGCUGCCCUUCCCCCAACUACAGCCUUGAGUGGACGACGGGACCCCUGUCUCCUCGCGUCUUUGCUACCCUGCGCGGUAACCCGGCUGGCACUGAGCCGCGAGUGGAGGCUGUGCCCCCCAGGUCUGGACAUCAUUCAUAGGAAGCAGGGGCUGAGUUCUGCCUUCAUCGUUCUCUGCAUUUACCCAAAAGCUGUAGAAAAUGAACAAAUCCCAGACUUUACCCAGGAGGAAUGGGAGCAACUGGACCCCUCACAGAGGAUCCUGUACAUGGAUGUGAUGCUGGAGAAUUAUAGCAACUUACUUUCAGUGGAAGUGUGGAAGGCUGAUGACCAAAUGGAGAGGGACCACAGAAACCCAGAUGAGCAGGCGAGGCAAUUUCUAAUCCUCCAGAGCCAAACUCCGGUGGAGGAAAGAGGUAAUCUCUUUGAAAAAACAUUUAAUGUAAGCACAGACUUUGUUGCUUUAAGACAAGUACCCUAUAAAUACGAUUUAUAUGAAAAAACAUUGAAAUGUAAUGCAAACAUACUUAAUAGCAAUGGAAGCUGUGCAAGAAAGAAAGCUGAGGCGUGCAGUGGGUUUGGAAAAGCACUCCUCUAUCUGAAGCAGGAGAAAACCCACCCUGGCCUGGAAUACUCCGAGUAUAAUAAAAAUGGGAAAGCCCUCGGCGACAAGGAAGCUAUUUUUAAGCAUCAGAAAAUUAAAAAUUUGGUUCAACCUUUUAUUUGUAAUUACUGUGACAAGACUUUCUCCUUUAAAUCACUCCUCAUUAGUCAUAAGAGAAUACAUACUGGAGAAAAACCCUAUGAGUGUAAUGUGUGUAAGAAAACCUUCUCCCACAAGGCAAACCUCAUUAAACAUCAGAGAAUCCAUACUGGGGAGAAACCCUUUGAAUGUCCUGAAUGUGGAAAAGCUUUCACCCACCAGUCAAACCUUAUUGUGCACCAGCGGGCGCAUAUGGAGAAGAAACCCUAUGAGUGCAGUGACUGUGGCAAGACGUUCGCCCAGAAGUUUGAGCUCACCACUCAUCAGAGAAUUCAUACUGGAGAGCGGCCCUAUGAGUGUAACGAAUGUGCAAAAACCUUCUUCAAGAAGUCAAACCUUAUUAUACAUCAGAAAAUUCACACGGGGGAGAAACGCUAUGAGUGCAGUGAAUGUGGGAAAUCCUUCAUCCAGAACUCACAGCUCAUUAUACACAUGAGAACUCAUACAGGAGAGAAGCCCUAUGAAUGUACUGAAUGUGGCAAAACUUUCAGCCAGAGGUCAACCCUUAGGUUACAUUUGCGAAUUCAUACAGGGGAGAAACCAUAUGAGUGUUCUGAAUGUGGGAAGGCCUUCAGCAGGAAGUCCCGUCUCAGUGUCCAUCAGAGAGUUCAUAUAGGGGACAAACCCUGAGACUGCAACCAGGCUGAACUGUGGAGAACCCUUCCACAACAGCGCCUCCAGUGUUGGAGAAACCUCAUGAAGGUACUGAAGGAACAUGGGAAUUCAUGCUGAGAUACAGUCUGUGAACUCAGAAAUGUGUGAAAAAAAUAGGAUCCCGUAAGACCAAUGUUACACUGGAAGUUAGAUAUUAUACCCAGCUAAAGAGUACAUAUCAGAUUAUGUCCAAUUGUAUAUAGACAUACUCAGCUGUGGUACAGUGAGCUCUUUAAAAGCUUGAAUGAAUUGAAUAUUCCAGGUAGCAGCAUAAAGGAUGUACAGACAGUACCCAAGUAUGUAGUGGUUAUGUGUGAGAUGCCACAGAACACAAAUUGUAUGUCUUAGAGUUGUACAUGUGAAUUUAACAUAGUCACAGGGAGUUUGAAAUUCUUGUCCUAUGGGAGCAGCUGGUAGAUUCAAACUGCCAGCCUUCUGGUUAGCAACCGAGCUCUCAACCACUGUUCCACUAGGGCUCCAUGUGAUAAUUAGGAUACAUCAAACAAGGUUUUUCUUACUAAACAUCACAUGUGUUUUUCAGUACCUUUACAACCGAGGAUGCAUUCCGGAUGAAAUAUGUGACAAGUUUUACAGUAGCACAUAGCAUAUCUUUUCUCCUGCUGCUUGCUCACAAACAUGAGUUGGUGUGACCAUUGUAACUGAGCUGCCUCUUCAAUAGACAAAAGACAAUGUUGUUGUAGUUUUAACCUGCUUCUGGGUUUGCUGAAGAUUUUCUAGAAGAAUUAUUUACAUAAAUAUGCAAGUAUGAGACAAGUAAGAGGAGAUCUAGAGCAUAAAAGGAAACAGAUGUGGGCUAUAUUCAUUACUCGGUAGGCACCACAGGAUAGAAACGUGCUGUGUAAAGAGGACGUCCCACUCUAGCAGGCUCUUGCUAUUUUUCAGCGGGGUAUUUGCAUACAAACACGAGUGUUACCAAACUGUUGUGUACCCAGAAACCACCUGUAUUUUUGUGUGUUGGCUUGUUUCUCUUAAUACUUUAUGAAUUGUCUUGCAAAAAUUUUAGGAUGCUUAUAUAGCUCACAAAUGUUAGCUACAUUUCAGAGACUUGAGAAAGAAUAAUUUAUUUUGAGUAACUGUCAAGAGAUACCUGUUUUGUUGCUUUUUUAUAUUCCCACUUUAGAAAUGAAGUUGUUCAGUAUUCUGUUGUUUAAAAGAGGCAUUUCUACUUCCUUGAGUUUCAGUAUAAUCAACCUAAAACAUUUCCCUUUGCAACCUGACUUAGUGUAAGUUGUAACUUCCCUUUAAAAGUUUACAAAGCAAAUGCUUUAUAAGUUAAAUUUUUUUCCAGUGGUCUCUCCAUAUAGUAUUUGAUGAUUAAAGUAAAAAAAAAAAAAAAAAAAAAAAUUU
Trichechus manatus latirostris (Florida manatee) is the source of this 2988-nucleotide messenger RNA. RefSeq names its product ZFP1 zinc finger protein (gene ZFP1). The record is from RefSeq and is a predicted model, not a curated record. Gene Ontology annotation, molecular function: DNA-binding transcription factor activity, RNA polymerase II-specific; RNA polymerase II cis-regulatory region sequence-specific DNA binding. NCBI's taxonomy places the organism in Eukaryota, Metazoa, Chordata, Mammalia, Sirenia, Trichechidae. The coding region runs from base 124 to 1596 and encodes 490 amino acids. The transcript is spliced from 5 exons. Gene Ontology annotation, biological process: regulation of transcription by RNA polymerase II.